Molecule: messenger RNA, 806 nt
Organism: Anthonomus grandis grandis
Lineage: Eukaryota; Metazoa; Arthropoda; Insecta; Coleoptera; Curculionidae
Product: tigger transposable element-derived protein 2-like
Exons: 2
Coding region: 108-596 (162 amino acids)
Molecular function (GO): nucleic acid binding
Source: RefSeq, a predicted model, not a curated record
AAAGCAAAAACCUUCCUUUAAAAGCCGUUCUCCUGUUAGACAAUGCCCCUUCGCAUCCACCGGCAGAAGAAUUAAAAACGUCUGAUGGACACAUUUUUGUUGUCUACAUGCCCCCAAAUGUUACACCAUUAAUUCAACCAUUAGACCAAAAUGUUUUGCGAAUAACCAAACUAUUUUACAGAAAAGGCCUAUUAAGUUCAAUUCUAUCAAAGCGUCAAGGAGUAGCUGAGGUGCUAAAAGUUAUAACUUUAAGAGCUGCUAUUAUGCAAUUGCAUAUGGCCUGGCAAAAAAUAGAGCCUUCAGUAAUUUUAAAAUGUUGGAAUAUUAUUUUGGGAAAAAAUUUGGAGGAGGAUGACCUACCUUUAGCUCGACUAAAAGAGAUGUGGGAAAAUGAUGUUAGAGCAGCUGCAGUUAAUGAAACCAUUACAUUGCUUCAAACAAUUGAACAGAUUGAUUAUAAUCCCAAAGACAUUGAGGAAUGGAAUACAGACGCAGUGGAGGAAAAUCUCGAUAGCAAUGAUUCAGAAGAUAGUGACUGCGAGAUAUUAACUUUUGAAGAAAAAAAGUUACGCAUUUGGAGGCUCUUUCAGCCUUGAAAAUUGUCACACAAUGGGCGAAUCAAAACUAUGUCGACAUAAAGGACAUUAUAACACUAAAAGGUUUAGAAGAAAAGGCUGUAGCCUUAAACCUGUCGCAAAAAAAAGUGCAAACAAAAAUUACAUCUUUUUUUAAAUAAAACUUUUGUAUAAUGCUUAAAACUGUAAUAAAUAAAUUUAUAAAUAAAUACAAACAUAAAUAAAGUACAA